GAGCAGGCGCUGCAGUGUUGAAGGAAAGCAGGCCCGCACUAUCUCUCCCUCAUUCACUCGCAACCAGUCAGUCAGUCAGUCAACCAUCCUUUGGCAAUGUGGCCAGCCCAUCCAGAGAAGGUGAUAUCGACAUAACACUUCCGGACUAACACUUCUCCUUCCCACUUUCUUCACCUGCACUUGUCUCUCGCUGAUUUCUCUUAUCCAAUCUCUGUUUUGGAUCCGGUUUCCUCUCUCUACUCAAUAUUGAUUCCUGUUACACCACACUCACUUGCGGGACACAACGACCUAACCAUGGCAACUCACAAGGUUAUCGUGGCCAUUGAUUAUGGUACAACCUACACAGGCGUCAGCUAUGUGAGCUCGAGCGGGACUGAUCUCAAAGAUGUCAAACACAUCUGCUCUUGGCCUGGCCCGUCCAAGGGCUCCGAAAUCGUCUUCAAGACUCCAUCUCGUGUGGCUUAUCCCGCAGACAACCCGAAGCUACAGACAUUGAAAUGGGGGUAUGAAAUCGAGCCCGGCAUGAUUGCGUAUGCCUGGACCAAACUUCUCCUAGAUGCCGGUACUGCGUUGACCGAGUACGAUGAUUCCACUCUGGAGAAUGCUUCGCAGACUGGCAUUCUGCGGCUGCCACCCCGAUCCACCGCAGUCGAUGUAGUAGCAGAUUAUCUCUCACAGAUUUACCAGUUUAUCCUCCAGACUCUCGUCAAGCAGAUAACUGAAGAGACACUCAAGAUAACUCCCAUAGAGUUCUGGUUUACAGUUCCCGCCAUAUGGUCUGACAAGGCUAAGGAUGCUACUCGUACGGCCGCCCAGCGGGCAGGCUUUGCAUGCGACCCUCGCCGCAAAGAAGACAAGAUUUUCUUGAUCAGUGAGCCAGAAGCUGCUGCUAUUACCGCACUGGAGAAGUAUACGACUGGUGACUUGGCAAACUUGGUUAAGGUCGACGAUGGUGUUCUGAUCUGUGACUGCGGUGGCGGCACCGUGGAUCUCACUACCUUUCUAGUCACUCAAAUCUCUCCCAAGCUCACUUUCGAAGAGCUAUGCACGGGGAUCGGGGGCAAAUGUGGUUCGAGUGCGAUUGACCGUGAAUUCUAUCGGCUGAUGUCUAGGCGAUUUGGGGCCGCUUUUGAUCUUCUCAAGCCCAAAUCAAAAGGCCCUGGAAGCUAUUUGAUGAACAAGUUUGAGAUCAUCAAGAGGGGCUUUGGGCUUUCUCAUCAGGCAAUGUUUGAACUUCCCCUCAACAUGAAACUCGAGAAGGUUGAUCCACGAUAUUACGAUGAAGAAGAGCGUGUUGUCUUUCUCUAUGAUGAUGACUUACGUGGCAUGUUCAACCCUGUAGUGGACAAGAUUGUGAGCUUGGUGCACCAGCAAAUUGAAGAAGUCCGACGAGAGCGCGGCAAGGACAUUGUCAAUAGAAUCAUACUUGUCGGUGGCUUCGGCGACUCCGAAUAUCUUCGCCAAACACUCGAAAGGUCUUUUGGUCAAACUGGGCAAAUCAGCAUCACCGUUCCCGAUUACCCUCAAGCUGCUAUAGUUCAGGGCGCUGCACUCAGUGGUCUUCGAGGCUUGAAACCAAGUUCAAGAAAGUGUCGUCGAUACUAUGGAUUCCAAUGCGGUCUUCCCUUUCGUCCAGGCAUUGACGCCGAAGCAGACUCGUACAUCGAGAAAUGGUCAGGAGCAAAGUAUGCUGGCCGCCGCAUCAUCUGGAUGAUCUCGAAGGGAGAAACGUAUACUGGAAAUACCACUUUAAACGAAGACGUUAUGCGUGAUUAUUCACAUCCAGAAUCUUUGACGUAUAGUUUCAGACUGUACGCCUGCGACAAAAGAGAUGCACCUGACAAGAUAAACCAGGAUGCCUAUCCCGUCGGCGAAAUUAUCACGGAUCUGUCUGGAGUGGGUUUGUCUCAGUUCAAAGCCAAAUAUUUUCAAGGCAAGCGUAUCUACCGACUCGAGUACUCCGUCACAGUGACAAUUGGCGCUCAGGAAGGGGUCCUCAAAUUCGAAGCUCUCGCCAAAGGCCAGACAAUUGGCAAGACAAGCGUUCGCUUCGAAACUACUUAGGAGGCAUCGGGUGAAGCUGAAGGAGACGAUCUGCUCUGAAGGGGCUUGGGAAGUUUGGAAUAUGGCUGGGAAUUGUGGUUUGC
Molecule: messenger RNA, 2147 nt
Organism: Aspergillus homomorphus CBS 101889
Lineage: Eukaryota; Fungi; Ascomycota; Eurotiomycetes; Eurotiales; Aspergillaceae
Product: Hsp70 family protein
Exons: 10
Coding region: 295-2064 (589 amino acids)
Molecular function (GO): ATP binding; ATP-dependent protein folding chaperone
Source: RefSeq, a predicted model, not a curated record